UGGAUUGGACAAGUGGAAGCAGCUAAGCUAGCGUUAGCUUUGUUUACAGUUCGCCCCUCCCCCACACGGCUCCGCCUCCUCGGACGCCAGCAGGCAGCAUCGAACGUCUCACCGCCAGGCUGCAGCCGCAACGAGGCGGCGCGUUCACCCAAUAUCGGCCUCGUCCUGGACAACAUUUGACCAACAAAUUGAACAUCCGUUCGACGCGCAUGAAGGAGUCAUGUCAAGCUAGCGAGCGCCGGGAAGCUAGCUGCGGCUAGCUGGUCGCCGACGAGCGUCAAAGUCUUUUUUUUUGUUGGUUAGUUUUAGUUUUUCUCCCCUCAUUUGUGCGUCGUGCGGGGCGAGCCCGGCUUCGUGUGCGAGUUGCUUGAUGUAGUUAUGGCGGCGUGUGUUGUUGUGAAGUAUGUAGGUCAGUGUAGCUGAGCGAUGCUAGUAUGUGGGUCACACCGCUUGGCCUGCUUGCUAGCUAACAGCUGGUUAGCAUAGCUAGCUCAUGGCUUGCGCUACAAGUUCGGAUAAAAGUUCUGUUUUGACUCGUACUGCUUUUCCGUCGUCGUGUACCGUGUGAUGCUAAUGCUGCCGCCGCUGCAGUCGUGGAGGUUUGCUGUUUGAAGCCGGCUGCGUUCAGCCUGAAGCUAGCAGGCUACAAACAAAGGUAGCCGCUGAUCAAAGUGGUUAUUCUUUCAAUGUGAGAUCAAGUCUCGGCACAUUUCCCCCACGGUCCACAUGCUCGGAUCAUGUGCAGCUUAGCAGCGCGUUCCACCCGCGUCUAGGCGGCCACAGCAGCAGACCACCGGGCCUCGGGGGUCUCAGGAUGGCCUUUCACGGCGCAGGCCGUCAGACGGUUUGUGGCGACUUGUUCUCGGCCUCCGACUUGGGCCACAAGUACUUUUACGUCAACUCGGCGUGCGUGGCCCCCUCCGCGGGCCUCGGCGCCACCCCGUGCGUGAGCGGACACCCUGCCCCGGCCGGGACCCCGAGACACCCCACCGCUCUGGCGGGGAGCACCGGCGGUGGAGCCGCCGUGCCUCAACCGUACAGCAACCCGGCUAGCGAGGUGCCCAGCCCGGCGGAGAUGGAGCCCGACCGGCCCAUCGGCUAUGGCGCCUUUGGUGUGGUGUGGUCGGUGACGGACCCUCGCGAUGGACGCAAGGUGGCGCUGAAGAAGAUGCCCAACGUCUUCCAGAACCUGGUGUCGUGUAAAAGAGUGUUCCGGGAACUUCGCAUGUUGUGCUUCUUCAAACACGACAAUGUCUUGUCGGCGUUGGACAUCCUGCAGCCGCCACAGAUAGACUGCUUUGAGGAGAUAUAUGUGAUCACGGAGCUGAUGCAGAGCGACCUUCACAAGGUCAUCGUGUCUCCUCAGCCGCUGACCACCGACCACAUCAAAGUCUUCCUCUAUCAGAUCCUGCGAGGCCUCAAGUACCUUCACUCCGCCGGGAUCCUCCACCGCGACAUCAAGCCUGGAAACCUGCUGGUCAACAGCAACUGCCUGCUCAAGAUUUGCGACUUUGGGCUGGCCCGGGUGGAGGAGCCCGACCCCUCGCGUCACAUGACGCAGGAAGUGGUGACGCAGUACUACAGGGCGCCUGAGGUGCUGAUGGGCUGCCGCCAUUAUGGUUCCGCCAUCGACGUGUGGUCGGUGGGCUGCAUCUUCGCUGAGCUGCUGGGGCGCCGCAUCCUCUUCCAGGCUCAGAGCCCCAUCCAGCAGCUGGAUCUGAUCACAGACCUGCUGGGAACGCCGCCGCUGUCCGCGCUGGCGUCCGCCUGCGAGGGGGCCAGGGCCCACAUCCUGCGUGGGCCGCACAAGCCGCCGUCGUUGUCGGUGCUGUACAUGCUGUCCGACGGCGCCACGCACGAGGCCGUGCAUCUGCUCUGCCGCAUGCUCGUCUUUGACCCGGCCAAGCGUAUUUCUGGCGGCGACGCGCUGUCUCACCCGUACCUGGACGAGGGCCGCCUGCGCUACCACACGUGCAUGUGCCAGUGCUGCUACUCCGUGCCCAGCGGACGCGUCUACACACGGGACUUUGAGCCGGCGGCCGAGCGUCCGUUCAGCCACAGCUACGAGAACAGCCUGCUGUCCGUGUGGCAGGGCAAAGAGCUCAUCCAUCGCUUCAUCACGGAGCACCAGCAGGGCAAGCGGGUGCCGCUGUGCAUCAACCCUCAGAGCGCCGCCUUCAAGACCUUCAUCAGGUCCACCGCCUGGCACUCGUCCAAGGUGUCCCGCAAGGAGGAGAGAUGAAGGCCUCCUCGCUGCCGCCACAGGAGGACCGCCACACCACUUUUGUCCACUUCCUGUGCCCCCUCCCGCAUUGUGGCCCCGCCCACUGCGGCCUCGCAGAUGCCGAUUGUAAAGAAAAUAGAAAGAGGUGAAAAGUAGAAUAGUUGUUGCUUUGUCAUUCCGCACAUGUAGCAGCCUUGAGCGCCCCCUGGUGUCCAUGCCGCCCAACGGCAGCAGAGGAUUCUGGGAAAAUACUCCACUCGGUCAUUCCUCUUUGGCACGUUUUAUUUUGAAAGUUGUGACAGGAAGUGUGAUGGCACAGUGUUGUCCUUUUUAGUUCUUAAUUUAUUGUGCAAGACUCCGCCUCCAUGACAGCACGGUCAAGACCCGCCCGUGCCGACGCCCCUCCCCCCACCCCACGCCACUUUCUGGUUAUUCCUGUCCUCGUCCUGUCUCCGCCCCCCGCUGCCAGCGGCCGCAUUGGUUGUGAUGCUUCCACCCUCCCCAACUGGUGCGUCUGCUUCGGAUGGGUCGGGAGGGCCAGCGCCGGCGGUGCGUUCAAGGACACCUUGUUUGGGUCUUUCAAGGCUCGCUGGUCCCGUGUGGUUGGGUCCUUGUUGCCUGCAGGAACUUGGCCAGGAAUUUUCUGGGAUCUCAGGAAGUUGACGCGGGCAAGGUGGGCUUCCUGUUGCGGUUGUCCUUCAAUUGCACCUCCAGCAGGUGGCGCCACGCAAGGCUUAUUUAUUCUCAGCUGGUCCUCUUUGGACUUGACAACCAGAACACCUCGCUAGUCGGACGCUUGUUCCCCUUCCCCGAGGUCACGUGACCCGCUCAUCCAGUCAUUUCAAACGUUUGGACUGCUCACUUCCUCAGAGUGGUCAUGUGACGUGUCGGUGAAGGCAGGGCGAGAGCGCCGUCUGCUGUCCGACUCCUUCGGGGCCGUGAGGAGGCCCCGGGUCCGUGGGCACGUUGCCCCUCCGGAGGCAUCAUGGAGCUUGUUGUUCCAACUCCGUACAGCAGAUGGCAUCGUACUCGCGCCUGGAUCCCCACCCAGCCACUGAUUUACUACCCACUGCCACGGAUAGAUGGGGCCGGUGUUCCUAAUAAAUUGGCUAGGCUUGGUUGCGCUCGGGGAAAAGAUGUUCGUUAUCGUGUUUAUUUUGGGAACGCCCCCAACCCCCCCCCCCCACUCCCCACUCCCCACCCCGGCUCCCAUCGUCUUUAGCGAUUAGCCUCGUUUGCUCGUUAAAAAGAAAACUUGAUGUGUUGAUUCUGAAAUAUGACACUAAUGUUUGAAAGUGUUUUAGCUAAAAAGGUUGACUUGUUUUUUGACUUGACAAAUACUUGAAUUUCUUAAACUGGUUUGCGUUGUUAAAGUAGAGCGUGAAGACCAAUAAAACCACACUGGAAUCAAA
Molecule: messenger RNA, 3636 nt
Organism: Doryrhamphus excisus (bluestripe pipefish)
Lineage: Eukaryota; Metazoa; Chordata; Actinopteri; Syngnathiformes; Syngnathidae
Gene: nlk1
Product: nemo-like kinase, type 1
Biological process (GO): protein phosphorylation
Molecular function (GO): ATP binding; MAP kinase activity
Source: RefSeq, a predicted model, not a curated record